GGACGGGGACACUUUUUCCAGCGCCGACCUCACUGAAGCUGUCGGCCAAUCAGAGCACCUGUGCGCCAUCACGGUGAGCCGCGAGACUGCCAAACUCUUUCAGCCUUGCUGUGUGUGUACCUUGGCCUGUACCCAAAGACGUUGUCGCGACAUACACCAUCAACAUCCCCCACAACAAUCUUCACCAGACUACCGCCCAUCAUGUCGACCGAUCCCAAGAUCCAGGAGCUUCUCACCAAGUCGCGCAACGAGUUGACCGAGUACGAGAUCGCACAGCUCGAAGAGCACGAGUUCAGCGCCGGACCCCUCUCCAUCCUCCAGACCGCCGUCCGCAGCCACACCCAGGUCCUCAUCUCCAUCAGAAACAACCGAAAGCUCCUUGCGCGCGUCAAGGCCUUUGACAGACACUGCAACAUGGUUCUCGAGAACGUCAAGGAAAUGUGGACAGAGACGCCGCGUCUUGCGAAUGGCAAGAAGGGUCGUCCUGUGAACAAGGACCGCUUCAUCAGCAAGAUGUUCCUCCGUGGUGAUAGCGUCAUUCUGGUGCUUUUGAGCUGAACGAACUCAACGAUCGUGAACGCGAAGGGGUUGAGUGUGCUAGUCUUUGUAAACGGCCCUCUAUGAUAAACGUCUGGACCACGUAUAAGAACGCUGGGGGUCAAGAAAACGGGGAGAACGGGAGACUACAUUAUCCGGCCAUAUGAAGAAAUAUGCCUCAGCGAAAUGAACUGGGAGCCUGAAUGAGAUAUAUGGUACUGGGGCUUGCCGUACCCUAUCGUAUGAGAGAGGCGGGGGGGAGAGCAGCGGACGAACCAAAAACUUGAGCGGAACAAGUUUCGCAUAAAUACCCACGGUAAAGUGGUUUCUGUUUCAAAACGGGAUGAGAUAGGCGUUGAAGAUAAAAUGGAUCAUUUGGGUUCUUUUCA
Colletotrichum godetiae is the source of this 926-nucleotide messenger RNA. RefSeq names its product LSM domain-containing protein. Gene Ontology annotation, cellular component: U1 snRNP; U2 snRNP; U4/U6 x U5 tri-snRNP complex. The record is from RefSeq and is a predicted model, not a curated record. Gene Ontology annotation, biological process: spliceosomal snRNP assembly; RNA splicing. Gene Ontology annotation, molecular function: RNA binding. The transcript has 4 exons. Lineage: Eukaryota; Fungi; Ascomycota; Sordariomycetes; Glomerellales; Glomerellaceae. The coding region runs from base 202 to 558 and encodes 118 amino acids.